This is a messenger RNA of Dracunculus medinensis (Guinea worm), 333 nucleotides long. The record is from the annotation of a GenBank genome assembly. NCBI's taxonomy places the organism in Eukaryota, Metazoa, Nematoda, Chromadorea, Rhabditida, Dracunculidae.
AUGCCAACGGUCGUUGAUGAUGAAGAAGACUUUUGGCGACAGCCUCUUGGAUCAUGGAUAAAUGGCUUCAUUGUUACAAGCGACUUUAGGGAUUGCGUUAGUGGAUGUGACCCUUUGAUUCCCGAAUCAACAUGGCGCGCCGUAGAUCGACAAGGAAGCAAAUUACGAUUUAUAGAUAUUUGUGACGGAUAUGUUUUCAACUUACUUUUUGUCUUCGUAGUUCAUCUAAAGCUCGAUUUUUAUGUUCUUUGUGACUGCCAGUGUGAAAGGCAAUAUAUCCAGCGUGUUCGAGAGUUGACUCGAGCUCUGGGUGUACUUUGGAAAUUUGCUUGA